Molecule: messenger RNA, 804 nt
Organism: Amborella trichopoda
Lineage: Eukaryota; Viridiplantae; Streptophyta; Magnoliopsida; Amborellales; Amborellaceae
Product: small ribosomal subunit protein eS24z
Biological process (GO): translation
Cellular component (GO): ribosome
Molecular function (GO): structural constituent of ribosome
Source: RefSeq, a predicted model, not a curated record
CUCAUAGCUUCGCAUAUCGCUCGCUUUGCAACUAGGGUUAGGGUUUUCUUUGUGGCGUUGUGCUCCAUUUGUCUCUUGCCCCUCCUGCUUUCGUUGCAGAGCAACAAUGGCGGACUCCAAAGCUGUGACCAUAAGAACAAGGAAAUUCAUGACCAAUAGGCUUCUUUCAAGGAAGCAAUUCGUCAUUGAUGUUCUCCACCCUGGAAGGCCCAAUGUCUCGAAGGCUGAGUUGAAAGAAAAGCUUGGAAAAAUGUACGAAGUGAGGGAUUCCAACACGAUUUUUGUGUUCAAGUUUAGAACACAUUUUGGUGGGGGCAAAUCCACUGGUUUCGGUCUUAUUUAUGACACAGUAGAUAAUGCAAAGAAGUAUGAGCCCAAGUACAGGCUCAUCAGGAAUGGGCUCGCCACCAAGGUAGAGAAGUCGAGAAAGCAGAUGAAGGAGAGAAAGAACAGAGCCAAGAAAAUCCGUGGUGUUAAGAAGACCAAAGCUGGAGAUGCAGCCAAGGCUGGGAAGAAGAAGUGAUAUGGAUCUUCUGUUGCCUGUUCUCUCACUGCCUUUGGACUUUGUAUUUCCUUUCGUCUUUUUCUUUUGUGGAAUUUUGCAGUGAUAUUCUAUUUUCUCUUAUUCUACAAAGCAAUUUUGCCAAACUGGAAAUGUCGAGUAGUUGUAGUGGUAGUGCGAGGACUAUUUUCUAUUUGUUUGGUUUCUGAAGUAAACUGAAACAGUAGCCCUCCAUGUGGGUUCCUGGGGAUUUAGCUGUUGAAAGUUCCAAAAUAGAGAUUUAAUUUUUCUUUUGGUCUUGA